This is a messenger RNA of Aphis gossypii (cotton aphid), 1153 nucleotides long. RefSeq lists its product as uncharacterized. The transcript is spliced from 7 exons. The coding region runs from base 208 to 927 and encodes 239 amino acids. The record is from RefSeq and is a predicted model, not a curated record. NCBI's taxonomy places the organism in Eukaryota, Metazoa, Arthropoda, Insecta, Hemiptera, Aphididae.
GAAAUCCGACACGACGCUGAUAAUCGGAACGGAUUUCGCUACGAUCGAUUUCGGUGAUUUCUCGUACAUAUACCUCGUCAGUGCAGUACGCGAAAUCUCGAAUACGAAAAAACGAAUACGAUAUACAUAUAUAUAAACGUAAUAAUAACCAUAUCGGACUAGCCGAACGCUAGCAGAUAACACAGCGAAUAAGACCGUCGCGGAAACAUGACGUCCCCUGUCGGGCCGAUCUGUAGUCCACACUAUUUUUGUCUGCUAUUGGUAUCGACGUGCUAUUAUUAUGGUGUAACAAUGGCCAUUACAGUGGUUGAUCACGUGUCCAAGGAUCGAUAUCCAGCCGGAGGCAGCAAUACGGACACCGUUGACGACACGCACUUGCCAGAGAAAGUGGAAGACGAGGACGCGGAAAACAAACAUUUCAUGGACGUUUAUUCGUUGCAAAGCGGACCCCAACAAUUAGAGUUUGGACACGUGUUCGAGGAUCCAAACGUCUGGGAACAGAGGUAUGAGAAAAAAGAUUUCGACGCCCAACGAUACCAAGGAAAGGUGAAAUGGGGUGACAAAGACGGCAGUUACGGUGAACAGUACUGGGAUUUAAACCACGGCGGCGCUGGAGAAUCAUCCAACGAAAACGAGAAAAACGAUCAAUACGAAGAACAUACCCCAAUCGAAUACGGACAGGAGAGUCGUCAGAGACCCGUGAUUUAUAAGCCAAUGACGAUUACACUCCUUAAGAAUAAACCUAAGAAACCCGUUAGAAGUGUACGAAACUAUCCAAAACGAUUAGUAGAACCAUCAGCAGCACCGACAACUAUAGGAAGUUCCACUAAAAAAACAGCUCCUGUUUUAGUUUUUGAUAUGAAGACUGGAGUGGUCAUGGAUGAAGCCACAGGAAAUAAAUUCAUUUUGAAGCCGAUAAAAAAUUAAUGAUUUACUUAUAAUAUUGUUUUAUUUUAUACAAUUUACUAUAAAAACCAGAAACAACUACAUGGCCAAAUCCACAUGGAUUAUUAAACUAUAACACUGGGAAACGUAAUUAUUUUCAAUGUUAAAAAUUAUGUUAAUUAUCAAAUAUUAUGAUGUAAUUGCGUUAACACUAAUUGUCGUUUUUACAAACACGAGUACACAACUAAUUCAUUUUUUUUUUAAUGUA